This is a messenger RNA of Coregonus sp. 'balchen', 15123 nucleotides long. The record is from the annotation of a GenBank genome assembly. Lineage: Eukaryota; Metazoa; Chordata; Actinopteri; Salmoniformes; Salmonidae.
AUGCUGAGAUCCACCGGUUUCUUCCGUGGAAUUGACUGCCCGUUUUACACGGAUAGCUACAACGAGGAAAGCGGCAAAUAUGGGUGCAACAGACCAUACUGUCACUUCAGACACAGCAAACAUAGACGUGCGUCUUAUGGAUCAAAUUACACUAGAAAAUCAAAAGAACUUUACUCCAACCAAAAGGGUGACUUGCAUUUAUUUUGUAUUCCUAUAACUUCGCUAUGUUAGCUAGCUAUCCAAUGUUUAUUGAUGUCGCAGUGGCUGCAUAACGUUAGCUACAGUGUUUAACUAAAUGUGCAAGUAUUGAAGCUAAAGCUAAUGUGUUAACCAUUGUGAAAUAUAUAAAACAUGUUUCAGCCUUACUGAGGGGUUGAUAACGUCACAUCUUGUACAUUAAAUAAAUCCUCAAUCGGCUAUACUGUGUAAUUCGUUUUAGCUGCAUUACCAUUAGCUAGCUAGUAAAGUCAGAGUGAAGUAAGUGGUGUCCUGAUGUUAACCCUUUGAACUCUGAAUGGUUCUGCGUGUUGUCUGAAGUCAGGUUUGUUGACAAUGGCAUUUGAAACCUUAUUUCUAUGCAAGGUAAAGACAUAACAUAUUCAACUGAACUGUUAAGAGUACUGUAAAACUGUGCAUUAUACUUACCAUAGAAAAUUAUUGACAAUUUGCUAAUCCUAAUUGGUAUCUUAAUGGCUUUCUUCAGAGCAAGGUGGCUAUGACCCAUUCAACCCAGAGGUAGUAAGACCAGAGGCGCAACAGAAUGGGGAGCCUGCUGCUGCAACAGUGGACAUGGGUGCCCUCGAGCUUGAGUUGGUCAACCGUGCCAUCGAGGAGGUACGCAGUGAGGUGGAGCGGGAAAAGAAGAAGCUCUCACGAAUCGGAGACCAGGAAUAUGACCCUUCUGCCAGUUCUCCCAAAGUGUUGGCGAAACAGCCGAAACCACUCUCUCAAACUGGGGACAAAAAAUAUGACCCUACUGCCAGUUCCCCCAAAGUGGUGCCAAAACCACUCUCAGGAACUGGGGACCAGGAAUAUGACCCUACCACCAGUUCCCCCAAAGUGAUGGCUAACUGGCCAAAACUACCGGCCGUGGCAUCCCACUUGGCGUAUGACCCAGGCAGUUAUCAGAUGACUACAACAGCAGAUUACAACCCCACCCCUCGCUCCAGUAAGUACACCUUGGACUCUGACAGCAAGGACAACCAUGCAAGCUCCAUGGAAUAUGUGCCCACCUCAGUUACCAAAACAGCUUUGAAAAAGCCUGCUCCUCGAACACGAACUCCUCAUCUACCCUCUCCCCCUACUAGUCCUAAAUACUCCACUAAUGCGUCCUCCAAGAACAAGUACACAGUGGAUAAUUCUAAACCAUCCACAGACAUGGAAUAUGACCCUCUCUCCAACUAUUCAGCUAAAAUUGCUGGCAAGAAUAAGAAAGACCAGAGGACAGGUGCUUCUAAGGGAGAAGGGAAAAAAAGACCUCACCUGUCAGGGACAGGAAAGCCGUCAACUGAUGAGGAAUAUGUGCCAACAAUCAAGAAGCCUCGGCAGGUGAUACCAGACCCACUGAAGUACACUGCCAGUUUCUCUGAGUCUGAUGAGGAGAGCUCUGGGACAGAGUAUCGACCCACCUCUCUCAGCCGUCUGCAGAGGAGGAAGAGCAGCAGUGGGUUAGUGGAGGAGGCCUCUGGUCCAGGGAAAGGAGAGAGGACAGAAGGAGCUCUAGAUGGGCUGAAACAACAGAGGAGAAGGGAGGUUAAAGAGCAGGAGGACUCGGAGAAGCAGGAAGUAGCAAGGCAAAAAGACAGGCCAGAGACUGAAAAAGGGCCAUUUAAAACCAGCCACAUGAAGAGCAGCAAAGUAGAGAAGGUGCAUAAAUCUGAAAAGGAGUCCAGUAAAAAGAGUGGUGGUAGUAAAGAAAAAGGAGCAGGGGACGGUAAGAAAAUAAGUGAUUCAAGGAAAUCAAGCCACGAAACUGCAAAGAAGGACAGCAAGAAUCAGGGAAAGAAAGAAGAGGAGAAAAGCAAGAUAAAGGAUAAAUCCAUAGACAAAGGCAAGGAGGGACAGGAAGGAAAGAGAAGUGAUGGAAAGAGUAAGAUAUGGACAGACAAAGUAAAAGGGGAGUCAAGCAAGAGCGAGAGUGAGAGAGAAAAGGGGGGUGGGGAUAGUAAAAAACUGAAGAAUUCAGACAAGGAAAAGGACUCUUCUAAGUUUAAAGAACACAAGAAUGGUAAACAUUACAGCAGUGGAAGAGAAAAGGACUGCAAUAAAGUUAGCAAAGGGAGUUCUAACAGUUCUAACAGCAGUAAAGACAAGGUGAAGAAAACCAGCAGAAGCUCCUCGGAUGGCAAAACAGGAAAGGUAAAACAAAGAUCUCUGAGUCACGUAGAUCUGUUUGGGGAUGAGAGUGCAGAGGAGAAACCUGAGGAGGAUGACGAAGAGGAGACAAUUGUGAGGAAGUCAGCUGCUGCUUUCAAGAGGGGGCGUUUGAACAAGAGGAAUGCCACAGAGCUCACCCCCUCAUCCUCAGAGGAUGAUGACGUUGGUCCAGAUGAUGACAGAGGCUAUGAUGACAUGGAUGGUGGUGGAGUGGACUACUCCGGUCUGCAGGUGGACCUGGACUUUGACCUGGAUGAUGACCCAAUGGAGGAGUGCUUACGGAUCUUCAAUGAAUCCAAGGAUGUGAAGACAGAGGACAAGGGAAGGCAAGCCAAGGUACCCAUAGAUUGCCAUCUCCCUUCAUUGUAACUUGUUUUGUACAAUAUUUCCUUAGGUUAGCAUUCAUUGCAGUUUAUCCUGUUCAUACAGAUCAGUAAUAAUUGGUGUAAUUUAUUUUAGAAUGGGACUGAAUGUAAUGUGUUUGUCUCCAAUAUUCUAUUCGUAAAAUAUUGUGUGAAAUGUACAUUUUAUUCAGUUUUUCCUCUCCCUUCCCAGCCCUCGAAAGAUUCUGACGAUGAGGAUGCCACCACAGACAGCAAUCAAACUACUCUCUUUCCUGGGCAGAAGAAGAGGGUUUCACAUUUCUCUGCCAAAGGAAGUGUGAGUUUGUUCUCUGGUAUUUACCCACAUCUCUAUGGUAACCACGGUAGCAAAAAGCGUUUCAUUGAAUACAAACUGGAUUCUGUGUUUUCAGACUGAGGCAACGCCAAAGCCUCCACCGUACAGGAGACUGACUGCCCAGGAGAUCUGUUACCAGCGCAUGCAGAUUGCCCAGCAGCAGGCCGCCCAGCUUGCUGCAGCCGUGAAGACUGCCUCUACACCCAGACCCAGGCCAAGACCCAGCCCCAGCCCCUUCCCUGGGGAGAGGAAGAGAGUAGCCCACCGCCCCACCCCCUUACCAUCCUCCUCCAAGUCUGGUAAGAAUGCUUGGCCUUUCUAUCUUUCACCCUAUAUAUGGUCAUGUCAUCUAACGCAGGGUUUCCCAAACCUUUCUUUAUCUGACUGCAGGUCUUGCCGAGGCAAAGCUAGCAGGCAGCAGAGUGUUGUCGCCCACCAGGACCCUCCCAGGAGGUUUCUCUGUGAAGGCCCAAACAUCAGCCGGCAUCCUGUCAAAGACCACCACCACUAUUGCACAGAAGAGGGUAGCACACACUCCCACAAUGAAGGUAACACCAGGAAUUUAUAGUAUGUCACAACAUUAUCAUGAAAACAUGAUAUUUGUGUCCAUUUAGUUGACAUUAUUUUUUAUGUUCUUCUCAGAGCUCUGCAAUGAAGCGCCCAGUGAUUCCCACUGAGUUUGGGGCCAAAGUGCCCACCAACGUCCGCCAGCGAUACCUCAACAACUUUAUAGAUGAGUGUAUGAAGUUCUGCCCCUCUGAAGACUUGGCCUUCCAAAUGGUAUGUGAGACCACACAGGGUUGAACUGAUUUAUCAUCAAAUCUAUCCAUGUCUACAGUAAAGUAUGUGUCCUCAUAGCACUGCUAGUGGUAUCCCAUUUUAGGAAAGGGUGGAUGAGUUAUGUUUGUGAAAUAUUUGAUGUGAGUUUAAGUUGAAAACAGUCAACUGUGUCUCUAGGCCCUGGACGAAGAGAAGGUGGUGUAUGACCGGAGCAGCAGUAAGAACAUCUACCUCAACGUGGCAGUCAACACACUGAAGAAGCUACGCAGCAAGAGCAUCUCCCCCACCUCACCCGUUGCCAGUAUGUCACUGACACAUACAUUAUCUAUGUAGCAAUUACAAACAGAUGGUGUUUGGUGUAGUUGCAGCGCUUCUGUAAGUCGUUACCCUUUUGCACAGAUCUAGGAUAAAAUCUCCCUCCAAAAAUGCCAACCUUUACCAUUAGGUGAAAAAUAACCAAACUGACUUAGAUCAGAGUCUAAUCAGCCUGCUUGUCUUCUUUCAGGGAGCCCUGCAGCGCUGGGGAACAGGAAGGCCCAGUCCCAUGAGGAAGUGCUGGGGGGACGCCUUGCUGCCAAGACCAGCUUCACCAUCAACAGGACUGGAAAGCAACAGGAGGAGAAACUCAGUGGUGAGUAGCUGGUCCUCCUCUGGUUGGAGCUGGUAUUACUGGCAGAAUAUGUUUGAUUAGGCGGGAGCUUUGUAUUCUAGCUAUGUGUUGUCUGUCCGGCUGCAGGUGUCAGGCUAUACAGGAAGCUGAGGGACUAUCUGAUGACGGAGGAGCAGCUGCAGGAGCAUGGAUACCCCAGGCCACACCCUGAGCGCUCAGGUCGAGCCGUGGUCCACAACGUCCCAGAGAAGAAGAAUGUUGACCGUAAAUCUCUACAAAGCACCUACACACACCCUCCUCAGUCUGGUUGGAUCAAAUCCUCCCCUACCAGACUAACAGAUUCUUUGAUUUGUUCAAAGCGUUUGCCAAGGUGUGCUGUCGAUGUGGGGCCGAGUAUAGGAUCAACGCCAACGGCAACUGUGUUCGCAAGGAGGAGUGUAAUCAUCACUGGGGCCGUCUGCGUAGACAUAAAGGUAGGUCUGUCUGUAUGUCUGUACGUAAAUAGUGAGUUCCAAAAGUAUUUGGACACUAGCUAGGUUUCCAUCCAAUUUGCGACAGAUUUUCAUGUAAAUAUUCUAAAAUCUGCAUAAAACAAUAUAAGCAUUUUCCCACCAGAGAUGUUUCCAUCAAACAUACUUUUUGCGGAUAAAAGUCUGUGCGUGAGGACGUAGUGCACAUUAAAAUACGCUAUAUAUUUAUUUAAUUUGUACCUUUAUUUAACUAGGCAAGUCAGUUAAGAACAAAUUCUUAUUUACAAUGACGGCCUACACCGGCCAAACCCGGAUGACAUUGGGCCAAUAGUGCGCCGCCCUAUGGGACUCCCAAUCACGGCCGGUUGUGAUACAGCCUGGAAUCGAACCAGGGGAUCUGUAGUGACGCCUCAAGCACUGAGAUGCAGUGCCUUAGACCGCUGCGCCACUCGGGAGGCCAUAUAUACAGUGGGGGAAAAAGUAUUUAGUCAGCUACCAAUUGUGCAAGUUCUCCCACUUAAAAAGAUGAGAGGCCUGUAAUUUUCAUCAUAGGUACACGUCAACUAUGACAGACAAAUUGAGAAUUUUUUCCCCAGAAAAUCACAUUGUAGGAUUUUUUAGGAAUUUAUUUGCAAAUUAUGGUGGAAAAUAAGUAUUUGGUCACCUACAAACAAGCAAGAUUUCUGGCUCUCACAGACCUGUAACUUCUUCUUUAAGAGGCUCCUCUGUCCUCCACUCGUUACCUGUAUUAAUGGCACCUGUUUGAACUUGUUAUCAGUAUAAAAGACACCUGUCCACAACCUCAAACAGUCACACUCCAAACUCCACUAUGGCCAAGACCAAAGAGCUGUCAAAGGACACCAGAAACAAAAUUGUAGACCUGCACCAGGCUGGGAAGACUGAAUCUGCAAUAGGUAAGCAGCUUGGUUUGAAGAAAUCAACUGUGGGAGCAAUUAUUAGGAAAUGGAAGACAUAAAAGACCACUGAUAAUCUCCCUCGAUCUGGGGCUCCACGCAAGAUCUCACCCCGUGGGGUCAAAAUGAUCACAAGAACGGUGAGCAAAAAUCCCAGAACCACACGGGGGGACCUAGUGAAUGACCUGCAGAGAGCUGGGACCAAAGUAACAAAGCCUACCAUCAGUAACACACUACGCCGCCAGGGACUCAAAUCCUGCAGUGCCAGACGUGUCCCCCUGCUUAAGCCAGUACAUGUCCAGGCCCGUCUGAAGUUUGCUAGAGUGCAUUUGGAUGAUCCAGAAGAGGAUUGGGAGAAAAUGUCAUAUGGUCAGAUGAAACCAAAAUAUAACUUUUUGGUAAAAACUCAACUCGUCGUGUUUGGAGGACAAAAAAUGCUGAGUUGCAUCCAAAGAACACCAUACCUACUGUGAAGCAUGGGGGUGGAAACAUCAUGCUUUGGGGCUGUUUUUCUGCAAAGGGACCAGGACGACUGAUCCGUAUAAAGGAAAGAAUGAAUGGGGCCAUGUAUCGUGAGAUUUUGAGUGAAAACCUCCUUCCAUCAGCAAGGGCAUUGAAGAUGAAACGUGGCUGGGUCUUUCAGCAUGACAAUGAUCCCAAACACACCGCCCGGGCAACGAAGGAGUGGCUUCGUAAGAAGCAUUUUAAGGUCCUGGAGUGGCCUAGCCAGUCUCCAGAUCUCAACCCCAUAGAAAAUCUUUGGAGGGAGUUGAAAGUCCGUGUUGCCCAGCGACAGCCCCAAAACAUCACUGCUCUAGAGGAGAUCUGCAUGGAGGAAUGGGCCAAAAUACCAGCAACAGUGUGUGAAAACCUUGUGAAGACUUACAGAAAACGUUUGACCUGUGUCAUUGCCAACAAAGGGUAUAUAACAAAGUAUUGAGAAACUUUUGUUAUUGACCAAAUACUUAUUUUCCACCAUAAUUUGCAAAUAAAUAUAUUAAAAAUCCUACAAUGUGAUUUUCUGGAUUUUUUUCCCUCAUUUUGUCUGUCAUAGUUGACGUGUACCUAUGAUGAAAAUUACAGGCCCCUCUCAUCUUUUUAAGUGGGAGAACUUGCACAAUUGGUGGCUGACUAAAUACUUUUUUCCCCCACUGUACAAAUGAACAGUUGAAGUCGGAAGUUUACAUACACCUUAGCCAAAUACAUUUAAACUCAGUUUUUCACAAUUGCUGACAUUUAAUCCUAGUAAAAAUUCCCUCUCUUAGGUCAGUUAGGAUCACCACUUUAUUUUAAGAAUGUGAAAUGUCAGAAUAAUAGUAGAGAUAAUGAUUUAUUUCAGCUUUUAUUUCUUUCAUCACAUUCCCAGUGGGUCAGAAGUUUACAUACACUCAAUUAGUAUUUGGUAGCAUUACCUUUAAAUUGUUUAACUUGAGUCAAACGUUUCGGGUAGCCUUCCACAAGCUUCCCACAAUAAGUUGGGUGAAUUUUGGCCCAUUCCUCCUGACAGAGCUGGUGUAACUGAGUCAGGUAUGUAGGCCUCCUUGCUCGCACACGCUUUUUCAGUUCUGCCCACACAUUUUCUAUAGGAUUGAGGUCAGGGCUUUGUGAUGGCCACUCCAAUACCUUUACUUUGUUGUCCUUAAGCCAUUUUGCCACAACUUUGGAAGUAUGCUUGGGGUCAUUGUCCAUUUGGAAGACCCAUUUGCGACCAAGCUUUAACUUCCUGACUGAUGUCUUGAGAUGUUGCUUCAAUAUAUCCAUCUAAUUUUCCUUCCUCAUGAUGCUAUCUAUUUUGUGAAGUGCACCAGUCCCUCCUGCAGCAAAGCACCCCCACAGCAUGAUGCUGCCACCCCUGUGCUUCACGGUUGGGAUGGUGUUCUUCGGCUUGCAAGCCAUCCCCUUUUUCCUCCAAACAACGAUGGUCAUUAUGGCCAAACAGUUCUAUUUUUGUUUCAUCAGACCAGAGGACAUUUCUCCUAAAAGUACGAUCUUUGUCCCCAUGUGCAGUUGCAAACUGUAGUCUGGCUUUUUUAUGGCGGUUUUGGAGCAGUGGCUUCUUCCUUGCUGAGCGGCCUUUCAGGUUAUGUCGAUAUAGGACUCGUUUUACUGUGGGUAUAGAUACUUUUGUACCUGUUUCCUCCAGCAUCUUCACUAGGUCCUUUGCUGUUUUUCUGGGAUUGAUUUGCACUUUUCGCACCAAAGUACGUUCAUCUCUAGGAGACAGAACGCGUCUCCUUCCUGAGCGGUAUGACGGCUGCGUGGUCCCAUGGUGUUUAUACUUGCGUACUAUUGUUUGUACAGAUGAACGUGGUACCUUCAGGCGUUUGGAAAUUGCUCCCAAGGAUGAACCAGACUUGUGGAGGUCUACAAUUUGUUUUUCUGAGGUCUUGGCUGAUUUCUUUUGAUUUUCCCAUGAUGUAAAGCAAAGAGGCACUGAGUUUGAAGGUAGGCCUUGAAAUACAUCCACAGGUACACCUUCAAUUGACUCAAAUGAUGUCAAUUAGCCCAUCAGAAGCUUCUAAAGCCAUGACAUAAUUUUCUGGAAUUUUCCAAGCUGUUUAAAGGCACAGUCAAUUUAGUGUAUGUAAACUUCUGACCCACUGGAAUUGUGAUACAGUGAAAUAAUCUGUCUGUAAACAAUUGUUAGAAAAAUUACGUGUCAUGCACAAAGUAGAUGUCCUAACCGACUUGCCAAAACUAUAGUUUGUAAACAAGAAAUGUGUGGAGUGGUUGAAAAACAAGUUUUAAUGACUCCAACCUAAGUCUAUGUAAACUUCUGACUAUUUCAGCCACACCCGUUGCUGACAGGUGUAUAAAAUCGAGCACACAGCCAUGCAAUCUCCAUAGACAAACUUUGGCAGUAGAAUGGCCUUACUGAAGAGCUUAGUGACGUUUAGUGUGUCACCGUCAUAGGAUGCCACCUUUCCAACAAGUCAGUUGGUGAAAUUUCUGCCCUGCUAGAGCUGCUGUAAGUGCUGUUAUUGUGAAGUGGAAACGUCUGGGAGCAACAACGGCUCAGCCGCGAAGUGGUAGGCCACACACGCUCAUAGAACGGGACGCCGAGUGCUGAAGCGCGUAGCGCGUAAAAAUCCUCUGUCCUCAGUUGCAACACUCACUACCGAGUUCCAAACUGCCUCUGGGAGCAACGUCAGCACAAGAACUGUUCGUCGGGAGCUUCAUUAAAUGGGUGUCCAUGGCCGAGCAGCCGCACACAAGCCUAAGAUCACCAUGCGCAAUGCCACCAUUGGACUCUGGAGUGAUGAAUCAAGCUUCACCAUCUGUCGGUCCGACUGACGAAUCUGUGUUUGGCGGAUGCCAGGAGAAUGCUACCUGCCCCAAUACGUAGUGCCAACUGUAAAGUUUGGUGGAGAAGGAAUAAUGGUCUGGGGCUGUUUUUCAUGGUUCGGGCUAGGCCCCUUAGUUCCAGUGAAGAGAAAUCAUAAUGCUACAGCAUACAAUGACAUUCUAGAUGAUUCUGUACUUCCAACAUUGUGGCAACAGUUUGGGGAAGGCCCUUUCCUGUUUCAGCAUGACAAUGCCCACGUGCACAAAGCGAGGUCCAUACAGAAAUGGUUUGUCGAGAUUGGUGUGGAAGAACUUGACUGGCCUGCACAGAGCCAUGACCAUAACCCCAUCGAACACCUUUGGGAUGAAUAGGAACGCCGAAUGCGAGCCAGGCCUAAUCGCCCAACAUCAGUUCCCGAUCUCACUAAUGCUGUUGUGGCUGAAUAGAAGCAAGUCCCUGCAGCAAUGUUCCAGCAAGGCUGUUAUAGCAGCAAAGGGGGGACCAACUCCAUAUUAAUGCCCAUGAUUUUGGAAUGAGAUGUUCGACGAGCAGGUGUCCACAUACUUUUGGUAAUUUAGUGUAACUUUUGCCAUUCAAUUCCCAAGUACCAAAUGAAAAAUAAAGGUUAAUUGGGUAUCCGUCGUAUUUUCAACUCUACUGAUGGUUUUGUAAAAAAAACCUGUUGCAUUUAUAUAGCAAAUGUACCCACUCUGGUCCUGCCAACAGCUAGCAGAUACAGUGUGGGUAGGCUACCUACAUUAUGAGAUUAUUAUGGAUAAGAGUGAUAUUAUUUGUCAAUCGGCAGCCAAGCAUCGAUCAUCAUGUCACCAGAAUAAGACCCUUGAUAUUUAUUGGAAAGGAGCAUCAUGCUCAUCACCUUGCACAUUCACCACCCAGUGAAGUUCUUCAUAACUUAUUUCAUCUGUAGCCUAAUAAACGGCAUGCUUUCCCGAGUCGUCGUAGUGGGAGAACCACACAACAUAUCAUCGCGUGACUCCCAAGUUUACUUCGAUGUGAUUGAUGGUUAUUAUAUCAAUAUUUGCGCAUAAAGAUGUUUCCACCGCCAUGUCGCACAUAAUUAAUUUUACAGACCCCAAAAGAUCCCACAGGCAUUUAUACAAUGUUACCGACAUUUCAUGUUUCCAUCAGCACAGUCGUGACUUUUCAUGCGUCAGGUAAUUCAUCCGCAUGAAAUGGUGGGUGGAAAUGUGGUUAGUGACAAUUGUUUUUGUUUUGGCUCUGUACUUCAGCACUUUGAAAUUAUACAAUGACUGAGGUUAAAGUGCAGCUUUAAUUUGAUGGUAUUUUCAUCCAUAUCGGGUGAACCGUUUAGAAAAUACAGCACUUUUUUACAUAUUCCCCCCAUUUUAGGGGACCAAAAGUAUUGGGACAAAUUCAAAAUUAAAGUAGUCAAAAGUUUAGUGUUUGGUCCCAUAUACAUAGCACACAAUGAUUACAUCAAGCUUGUGACUACAAACUUGUUGGAUGCGUUUGCUGUUUGUUUUGGUUGUGUUUCAGAUUAUUUUGUACACAAUAGAAAUGAAUGGUAAAUAAUGUAUUGUGUCAUCUUGGAGUCACUUUUAUUGUAAAUGAGAAUAGAAAAUGUUUCUAAACACUUCUAGAUUCAUAUGGAUGCUAACAUGAUUACGGAUAGUCCUAAAUGAAUCGGGAAUAAUGAUGAGUGAGAAAGUUACAGAAGCACAAAUAUCAUACCCCCCCAAAAUGCUAACCUCCCCUGUUAUUGUAUUAUAUUCUUAUUUACAAUAAAAGUGACUCCAAAAUGAUACUACAUUAUUUACCAUUCAUUUCUAUUGGGCACAAAAUAAUCUAACACAACCAAAACAAACUUAAAUGGGGGGGAAACUAUGUACAAAAAGUGCUGUAAUUUCUAAACGGUUCACCCGAUAUGGAUGAAAAUACCCUCAAAUUAAAGCUGACAGUCUGCAGUUUAACCUCAUAGUCAUUGUAUCAUUUAAAAUCCAAUGUGCUGGAGUACAGAGCCAAACAUACAAAAUGGUGUCACUCUCCCAAAACUUUUGGAGUUUACUGUAUUUGUCUGUCUAUGUCUCCCUGUCUGUCUAUGAACUUUUGCAGUUAUUGAGUUUGUGCGUGUUGUAAUGGGAAUGUUAGGAUUUGAAUGUAGUGUCAUAUUUUGAAUUGGACUAGCAAGAGCUUCUGUGUGUUUGUGGUAACAGUGUCGGGAGGCUGGGAGACCAACUACAACUGCUGUUCAGGGUCUGUGGGCUCUCCUGGCUGCUCCGUGUCUAAGGUAACACACCUAACAGUUCUGCUGUGUGAUCAGUAAUGUCAGUACUGAGUUUGAACUGAGAAGCAUAUGGGAACACAAGGGGGCAGUGUUGUCCAAGGCACAUCGUGACUGCUACUGAUUGCGCUUGAUGACUUCCAUUCAAAGCAGAAUACUUUCUCUGUUUGUGUUACAUUUAAGUAUAAACUAAUACCUGCCAUUGAUUUUUCACCUUGCCUCCUAUUUGUCCACAGCAACACGUUCAGGACGGACGCAAAGAGUCAUUGGACAGCUACGUUCAGACCUUUGAGAAACAGCUGCCCCCGGACGGCAACGGUGGAGUCUAUGCUCUGGACUGUGAGAUGGUGAGCUGGCUGCUGCACUGCUUUUCUUUGGGCACAAUUAGCUGUAUGAGUGCUGAGAGUGGCUCUUAAUACUCUAUAUAAUGUGUUGUCUUUCUUGCUCUCUUUCUCCUCUGUAAUAGUGCUACACAAAGCAGGGUCUAGAGCUGACCAGGGUGACUGUUAUCAACUCUGAGCUGAAAGUCAUCUAUGACACAUUUGUCAAACCUGAAAGCAAAGUGGUUGACUACAACACACGGUAAGGGAUCGAGAAUUACUUUGUUCAGUCUUGAGUGUGGAGAAUGUGCGCACACACGCUAGGACAAAAUACAAGUUUUCAUGGUUUCCGCAGGUUUUCUGGUGUAACGGAGGAGGACCUGGAGAAUGCCACCAUCACCCUGAGAGACGUGCAGGCGGUGAUCCUCAACAUGUUCAGCGCUGAGUCCAUCCUCAUAGGACACAGCCUGGAGAGUGACCUCUUCGCCCUCAAGGUACACAUACACACGCCCCUAAUCUGAUUGCCCUCUGGUCAUUAUGUGUGUGCGCGUGUUUUACUAUACUAUUCGUGUGAGUACCAGAAGUCCUCACACAAAUAGAAAACCAACUCAGAGAAGUUAGACAUUUUGCCAGUCCUCACUUUUUUUUUAAAGGCUAUUUUAGUGGGGCCUCCCAAGUGGCACAGCAGUCUAAGGGGGUAAAAUACAAAAAAUAAUACAGCUAUUUUAGGCUUAGGGGUUAGGGAAAAUAGGAUUUUGAAUGGGAAUCAAUCCUCGCAAGUAUAGUACAACAUAGGUAGGUACAGUGAGGGGGGGAAAAGUAUUUGAUCCCCUGCUGAUUUUGUAUGUUUGUCCACUGACAAAGACAUGAUCAGUCUAUAAUUUUAAUGGUAGGUUUAUUUGAACAGUGAGAGACAGAAUAACAACAAAAAAAUCCAGAGAAACGCAUGUCAAAAUUUUUAUAAAUUGAUUUGCAUUUUAAUGAGGGAAAUAAGUAUUUGACCCCUCUGCAAAACAUGACUUAGUACUUGGUGGCAAAACCCUUGUUGGCAAUCACAGAAGUCAGACGUUUCUUGUAGUUGGCCACCAGGUUUGCACACAUCUCAGGAGGGAUUUUGUCCCACUCCUCUUUGCAGAUCUUCUCCAAGUCAUUAAGGUUUCGAGGCUGACGUUUGGCAACUCGAACCUUCAGCUCCCUCCACAGAUUUUCUAUGGGAUUAAGGUCUGGAGACUGGCUAGGCCACUCCAGGACCUUAAUGUGCUUCUUCUUGAGCCCCUCCUUUGUUGCCUUGGCCGUGUGUUUUGGGUCAUUGUCAUGCUGGAAUACCCAUCCACAACCCAUUUUCAAUACCUUGGCUGAGGGAAGGAGGUUCUCACCCAAGAUUUAACAGUACAUGGCCCCGUCCAUCGUCCCUUUGAUGCGGUGAAGUUGUCCUGUCCCCUUAGCAGAAAAAUACCCCCAAAGCCUAAUGUUUCCACCUCCAUGUUUGACGGUGGGGAUGGUGUUCUUGGGGUCAUAGGCAGCAAUCCUCCUCCUCCAAACACGGCGAGUUGAGUUGAUGCCAAAGAGCUCGAUUUUGGUCUCAUCUGACCACAACACUUUCACCCAGUUCUCCUCUGAAUCAUUCAGAUGUUCAUUGGCAAACUUCAGACAGGCCUGUAUAUGUGCUUUCUUGAGCAGGGGGACCUUGCGGGCGCUGCAGGAUUUCAGUCCUUCACGGCUUAGUGUGUUACCAAUUGUUUUCUUGGUGACUAUGGUCCCAGCUGCCUUGAGAUCAUUGACAAGAUCCUCCCGUGUAGUUCUGGGCUGAUUCCUCACCGUUCUCAUGAUCAUUGCAACUCCACGAGGUGAGAUCUUGCAUGGAGCCCCAGGCCGAGGAAGAUUGACAGUUCUUUUGUGUUUCUUCCAUUUGCGAAUAAUCGCACCAACUGUUGUCACCCUCUCACCAAGCUGCUUGGCGAUGGUGUUGUAGCCCAUUCCAGCCUUGUGUAGGUCUACAAUGUUGUCCCUGACAUCCUUGGAGAGGUCUUUGGUCUUGGCCAUGGUGGAGAGUUUGGAAUCUGAUUGAUUGAUUGCUUCUGUGGACAGGUGUCUUUUAUACAGGUAACAAGCUGAGAUUAGGAGCACUCCCUUUAAGUGUGCUCCUAAUCUCAGCUCGUUACCUGUAUAAAAGACACCUGGGAGCCAGAAAUCUUUCUGAUUGAGAGGGGGUCAAAUACUUAUUUCCCUCAUUUAAAAUGCAAAUCAAUUUAUAACAUUUUUUGCAUGCGUUUUUCUGGAUUUCUUUGUUGUUAUAGACUGAUCAUUUCUUUGUCAGUGGGCAAACGUACAAAAUCAGCAGGGGAUCAAAUACUUUGUUCCCUCACUGUAGGUAGGUAGUUAGGUGUGUGUGUGUAAAAGCCCUCUCACUUCUUUUCAUGUGGUCAUCGUAUCAACACAGCAGGGGACAAAUCUUGUUCCCCAUCGUAGGGGUUGUAGGUGGUGUAAACCCUCUCAGUAUCACCUCGAAGUCAUACACAGGCACGAGGUGGACACACCAUCGUUCCCCACGUGGCUUGCCUACAGCGGGCCUGAGGAACUCAUGGCAGAUACUCAAAGCAUAUAAGGAAGAGGUGAGAGAUAAAUACAUCACUGAUUUAUUGUUUAUGUAUAUAUAAUAUAUAGAUAUAAAUAUAGAUAAUAGUAUAUAUAUAUAAAUAUAUAAGUAAUAUAUAAUAUAUAGAAUGAUAUAAUAUAUAAUGAUAUAAUGUAAUAAUAUAUAUAAUAGUACUGAUAAUAAUAAUAUAUAUAUAUAUAUAAUUAUAGCAUAAUAUAUAUAUCAUCUAUAUUAUAAUAUCCUUAUAUAUCUAUUCAUACUCUUUUAUCAUUAAAUCUAUUAUAAUUAUCUCACUCUCUAUUAUACUUAUUAUAUAUAUUAUAGAUAUAUAUAUAUAUAUAUAAUAUAUAAUAUAUAUAUAUAUAUAAUAUAUAUAUAUAUAUAUAUAUAUAUAUAUAUAUAAUAUAUAUGUAUGUAACAUGUCACUAGUAGGCCAUUUCCCUCUCUGGUUUCAGUUGAAGGUCAUGACUCCAGUGAGGACGCCUGCGCCUGCAUGGAGCUCAUGAUAUGGAAGAUCCGAGAAGACGCCAAGGUAAAGAGAUGACUUCUGCUCUCCUCUAACCGGACCGCUGUAGAGAGACGGACAGUGAGGGGGAGAGAAGGGGGGCUGAGGGCCCUGGAGAGAACUGUCAGUCUGAGAGGCCAACUGCCCAGUACUUGAGUUCUACUGUGGUCGGACAGUGACAGAGAGCGAAAGGCUGAGAAUGGGCUCCUCUGAAGAGAUCUGCUGGGAUGGCCAAGUCACUAUGUUGCCUGGUCAGGUGGGCCAUAGUGAACAGGUGCUGCUGGAGUACAUUGUUGGAGUGCAGCAGAGCCAGAGCCCUCGAUAG